GUGGAGUUUAUGGCAUAUAAGAAAUAAUGGUUGACUUUAAUUAUUAUACCAAACGAUUAAUUCGUAUAUUCAUUGAUAUAUUUGUCAAUUUAAUUGGUUUAUUAUAUCCAUCGACACAACGAUAUCUGCCGCCCAUUACUGAUGGACUACUGUUAGAAUCGGUGACUAAUUUAGUCAAACGGAUCAAAACGGGAAAACUGAAGAGCGAGGAUGUGAUUAAAGCAUAUAUUAAACGUAUUAAAGAAGUUCAGCCGCACAUAAACGCAGUGAUAGACGAGCGCUACGACGAGGCGAUCAUCGAUGCCAUCGAAGUGGACAAACGGGUCGCACAUGAACUCCACGGCAAUGAACCACUCAAUGGAGUGUCCAUUCAUUCCCAGCCAUUGCUCGGCAUUCCCUUCUCCGGCAAAGACUGCAUUGGUAUCAAAAACAUGUUAAUCACUGCGGGAACCGCUGCCAGAAAGACAAUACGGGCCACAGAAGACGCGGCAAUGGUGCGCAAUCUUCGCAAUGCGGGCGCAAUACCCGUCUGUAUGACAAAUGUACCCGAAUUAAUGCUUUGGUGGAAUACAGACAAUAAAAUCUUUGGCCAGACAUACAAUCCGUACGACAAGUCCAUUAUUCCGGGCGGAAGUAGUGGUGGCAACGCUGCGCUCGUGUCGGCCGCAGGUUCUUUGCUGGGCAUCGGGUCAGAUAUCGGCGGCUCAAUACGAAUGCCAUCGUUUUUCUGCGGUCUAUUCGGUCACUGCACUACUCCAGAACUGAUUCCAGCAGACAAUCACUGGCCACCAACUCAUGCGGAGAGGUUUAAACUAUUAUCAUUUGGACCAAUGGUUCGCUACGCGACUGACAUUAAACCGACGCUCAAAGCAUUUGUCGGCAAUAAUGUGUCAAAACUAAAGUUGGAUGAAAGCGUGGAUUUAAGUCGACUUAAAGUGCAUUAUAUGUAUGCAAUCAAUGAUCCACUUCUCACUCCUGUCAGCGCUGAGACCCGAAAAGGUAUCGAUGAAUGCGUUCAACAUCUCAAGAGUUUGGGCGCAACCGUUAAAGAGAUUAAUUUAGACAAAUUGAAGCACUCGUUCCUCAUCUGGCAGUUCGCUAUGACUGUGAAAGGAGUGACUCCUUUGGCCGAAGAGCUCACAAACCGAAACGGAGCCAUCAAUCCACGCAUCGAGAUAUUGAAAUCACUGUAUGGCGGCUCUGACCACACAUUUCAAGCCCUAUACGUGGCGUACGUCACGGGAAAACCGGUCGCCGAACAGGUAUUACAGAAAUACAAUAAAAUCCGAGAAGAGUUGCGACGAGAGGUCUACGAAAUAUUAGGAGAUGACGGCAUUUUGCUAUUCCCGACACAUCCGGACAGUUGUGUCAAAUUGAAUGCCACACUAUUUAACAGCGGAAACGUUUGCUACACAAUGGCCUUCAACUGUCUUCGAGUGGCCAUAACUCAAGUCCCGUUAGGACUCAACUCCAAUCGACUGCCUCUCGGAGUCCAAGUGAUCGCCAAACCAUUCAACGAUCACUUGACUAUAGCUGUGGCCGAAGAGUUUGAAAGACGGUUCGGCGGUUGGGUUCCGCCCACGAGAGUCAACAUCUAGUGAUUAGUCACUUAUUAGGCCAUAAUUUACUUUUAUUUAGCACUUAUUAAUGCAAUGAUUUGUGAAUAAAAAAAUGAUAUAAAAUUAAAUAAAAAAUGAAAAA
Messenger RNA from Medioppia subpectinata, 1701 nucleotides. The record is from the annotation of a GenBank genome assembly. Lineage: Eukaryota; Metazoa; Arthropoda; Arachnida; Sarcoptiformes; Oppiidae.